GAUGGGCUAAAUGGGUAAGGGGCAUUAAGGAGGACACUUGUUGGGAUGAGCACUGGGUGUUAUACAUAGGGGAUGAAUCACUGGAAUCUACUCCUGAGAUCAUUAUUGCACUAUAUGCUAACCAACUUAGAUGUAAAUUUAAAAAUAAAUAGAAAUUAAAUUAAAAUUAAAACUAAAAAGUAACAAAUCUGCAUAUAAGUUUACCUACACAGUUCAAAUCCAUGUUGGUCAAAGGUCAACCGUAGACUGACAUAUUCAAAAUACUGAAAUAAAAAACUGUCAACUAAAAUCCAAUGUUCGACAAAACUGUCCUUCAAGUUCUUGCUCAGAAAGGAAACAGCACAGAUGAGAAGGGAAGCUUCUCUUGCCCUCUCCCACCCAAAUCCUCCUCUUCCUGAACCUGGACAGUUUAGGUAGAGAUACAGAACAUGGGUUCUGGGUGGUGGGGGCAGACAGGAACAGGCAAGAGAGCUUCCCGGAGGAGAAGACUGACAGGAAGAAACAUGGAUUCUACUUUUGUGCGCUGCGCCCCCAGUCUGCUUAUCUGUUCCAUCUGCAAGGACUAUUUCACAGACCCUGUCACCAUUAACUGUGGACACAGCUUUUGUACUCCAUGUCUCUGCCUCCUGUGGGAAGAUGCCCAGAAUCCUACCUGUUGCCCUGUAUGCAGGGCAGUAUCUCCACGCAUGGACUUCAAAAGCAUUAUUUCUGCUGAGGGACAAGCUCGUGCUAAAAAAGAAUCAGUUGCCAAGCAGUUACCAAGGUCUGCCAGGCAGGUGUGUUGGAUACACCAAGCACUAAAGAAUAUCUUCUGUCCAAAUGACAAGAGCCAGCUGUGUUUGCAAUGCUCUCAUUCGCCAGGGCAUACCACUCACAUACACUGUCCAGUUUCACAGGUUGCUGAGCACUGCAGGGAGAAACUUCUGAUGCAAAUGAAAUCUAUUUGUAAAAACAGGCAGAGAAAUCAGAGAAAUAUAAACAAAGAGUACAACUUACUUAGAGUAUGGCAGGGUUUUGUAAAUCUAAGGAUGGUGAUGAUCAAGGCUGAAUAUCCUAAGGUGUACCAAUACCUCCACAAAGAAAAGCAAAAACAUUUAGAGAGCCUGGCAAUUGAAGGCAAGAUAAUUUUUCAUCGACUCUGGAGAAAUGUAGCUAGAAUGCUUCAAAUGGGGAAACUCCUGAAAAGAAUCUAUGAGGAGCUGAAGGAAAUGUGCCUUAAAGCAGAUGUGCACCUGCUCCAGGAUUUGGAAGACAUCAUGAAAAGGAGUCAGUUAGUGCAGGCGCACUUGCCCCAGCCUGUGGACCCACAGCCCAGUGAGUGGACAAUCACCGGGAUGUCUCAAAGGCUUAACAACUUCCGAGUGUAUAUUACAUUUGAUGAUAACAUAAGGAAUUACCGUGUGCCUCUGUUUGAAGACCUGAGACAUUUGCAGUGCUGUCCCGACCAUCAAGACCUGCCCCGCAGUCCAGCGAGUUCACAGUAUAAGCCUUCCUGGGCAGCUCAGGCUGCCUUCACCUCUGGCAAAUAUUACUGGGAGGUGGAUGUGGGAAACUCUCAGAAUUGGAUUAAAGGACUUUGCAGGGAAUCCUGGACAAAACACCAUGACUUGCUGCUCAACUCUGAGGGUAUCUUUCUACUUCUGUGUGUCAACGUGGAUAACCAUUGCCGUCUUUUCUCUGCCUCCCCGCCACUGUGCCACUACAUUCCAAGACCCCAGGGCUUGGUAGGGGUGUUUGUAUAAUAUCCUUGGUAGGAUUAUGAAUUUGGUAUAGUAAGCUUUGUUAAUGUUGCCAAAAGUUCCCUCAUUUGUAAUUUCCUUUCCUGUUUCUUCUCCUUCCCUCUCAGACCUUUCAUUUGUUAUGGACCCAAAUGAUCAGGAACAGCUCACAAACCUGACCAAGGUCUUAGCAAUUUUAAUAGCUGGGGAGGGUUCUAUCCUGGUGACUUCUUGAGUGGGGAAAAUCACUGAUACCUCAUGGUCUUGAACUUCAUUUUACCUUCAGGAGAUACAUUUGCUGUAUUAUUUUUUAAAGUGGUGACACUGUGAAGGAUGUACAUUUGUCUUUUCUAUUUUAUUGAAAUAAAAGUAAUCGCUUUAAAAAAAAAAAA
Messenger RNA from Leopardus geoffroyi (Geoffroy's cat), 2110 nucleotides. RefSeq names its product tripartite motif-containing protein 77-like. The record is from RefSeq and is a predicted model, not a curated record. Gene Ontology annotation, molecular function: zinc ion binding; protein binding. NCBI's taxonomy places the organism in Eukaryota, Metazoa, Chordata, Mammalia, Carnivora, Felidae.